Trichobilharzia szidati is the source of this 2346-nucleotide messenger RNA. The record is from the annotation of a GenBank genome assembly. NCBI's taxonomy places the organism in Eukaryota, Metazoa, Platyhelminthes, Trematoda, Strigeidida, Schistosomatidae.
AUGACAGUUGAGAAUCUUAAAAAACUUUUACAAAGUUAUGAUUUUGAAGAUUCCGGUGAUUUAAAUAAAAGUGAAUGGAUAAAAUUAUGCUCACAUUCAACAAUCGAUUUAUCUAGUGAAUUAUCAUUAACUCUAUUCAAUGAACUUGAUAGAGAUAAAGAUGGAUUAGUUAAAAUUUCGGAUAUAUUACAAGAAUUACGUAUAUGGGAAGCAUCGAAUCAACAACUUCAAAAUGUCAGUUAUGAGAAAACUAUAACUGAUUUCAGAGAAGAAGGAGGAAUUUUAGAAGAUGGAUUGAAUACCACGAUCAGGACAAGUGAUAAUCAACAGCAGACAACAGUUGUGUCAACAUCACAAAAUACACAAAAAACAAUUAUCUUGGAAAGAAGAAAACAACGAUGUUCACUGGUUCCGUCUGAAUUGAAUAUACCAUUUGAUGGAAAUGAUCAAUGGUUGCCUAAGAAAGAAAUUAAUCCAGACGGAUCUGAAGUUUUCACUACAACACCUGUCAUGAGGACACCAAGAUACAAUAGUGUUUGUGAAUUGGAGAAUGUGAUCACACAAAAUUAUCCAGAGUUAAUGAGUCCAUUUAAAAUUGUUCUACAAGAUUUUCGUAAAGAACUAUUACACAUAAAAAGGGAAAAAUCUAAAUUAGAAGAAACAUACAUGAAAGAAAAAGCUGCACGUAAAAGUGAUUUGGACAGACUGGAAGGUGAACUGGAAUCACAGAUUAAAUCAAUUGAAGAACGCGCUAAAUAUGAAGUGCAUGAAAAAUUACAAAAUGAGUACAGAACACUGGUCUGCAAUAAAGAGCAAGAAAUCACUGAAAUUCGAGAACAAGUUGAAAAUCUAAGACGCAAAAUUAGUCAUCGUGCUUCUACUAGCUGUGAUUCAAUGAAUAGUCCAAUCACAAUGAAAAAGUUUACGGAAGUAGUUGAUACAUCCAACUGUUACUUCAAUGAGUCACAAUCGCCUACAAUUACAUCAAAUUAUUCCUGGGAAAAAGAAGAAGAAGCUGAAGCUGAACAAAAAUCGUAUAAAAAAGAAUUAGAGAAUGUUUUAACCACAUUAAUUCAACGUGAAGCUGAGCUGAAAGCAUUAAAAGAUCAAUUGGCAAAACAAGAAGCACAGUUAACAAUAGAUAAACGUGAACUAAUUAGUCAUGAGGAAGAGAAACAGAAUCUUUAUUCUCAGCUGAAUGUUAUGCGGACAACAAUGGAGCGGUUAAAUCAAACCAACGACUAUUUGUGUACAGCUUUACAUCAAGGAUCAUUUUGUCGACGCAGCAGAAAUUCACCAUCUAGUAUCUUUUCAGAAUUUUUGGAACAAAGUGGAUUUUUACUUGAUAAUAAUGAAAGUUUUCCAACUGGGAGUCGGAUAUCUCCUGCCAUCACAUUUCCUCUUGAGCAGUAUGAAUUUGACAGUUUAGAAGAUGUCCUACCAGCCCAACAACAGCAACAGCAGCAACAUCAACAUCGUCAACAACAACCACAACAACAACAACAAAAUCAUCAACAUCAUGAUUCAACAUGUCGACGAUCAGAUUAUUCAAGUGAAAAUGUCAGUAGCAUUAGCGCCUUUAAUUAUGACAAGAAUGAAUUUCCAAGUCCAGAGAGUAAUAACACUGAGAAUGUGGAAGAUGGAAACGAAGUAGACGGACAACAGAAACAAUUGUCUCUAUCAGUUACACCAACACGAAUCUUCAAAGUAAUAAUGGUAGGCGAUUCAGGUGUUGGUAAAUCCAGUUUCUCCUAUCGAUUCUGUGAUGGUGUAUUCUAUCCACAUUUAAGAGCUACUCUGGGGGUUGAUUUCCGUACAAAAAACAUUCGAAUGAAUAAUUCAGUUUAUACUAUUCAAUUGUGGGAUACUGCAGGACAAGAAACAUAUCGUUGUAUCAUCCGUUCAUAUUUCCGAAAAAUUGAUGGUGUAAUUUUAAUGUACGCUGUAGAUCAACCUGAAACAUUUGCAAAUAUUAAAUACUGGAUGGAAACAAUAAGAGAAUCUGUGAGUGAUGUUCAAGUUCCAAUUCUUCUUGUUGGAAAUAAAAUUGACUUACGCAAUAUGAAAAGUAAAGAUGAUGUUCAGCAAGAAAGCAACAAUAAACCACGUAAUUAUAUCUCAUAUGAAACCGGUAAACACCUAGCCAGUCUACAUCAAGUUUUGUUUAUUGAGACUAGUGUGCUAAGCAAACACAACGUCACUGAGGCUAUUGAAUUAUUGACACAAGAAAUGAAACUGAUCGAAGAUAAACAAGUUGCCGGUGUCACAAUAAUCCCUUCAAUGAAAGAUUUCAAUUCUGAUGCUAGGAAGAACAAAACAAAUAAACGAGUAACCUGUUGUACAUAG